UGCUCGGUCUCGAAAGAGGAAGACUCCUUUCUCUUGCACUUUCGAAAUGUUGGCGUUACCGCUGCUGAGUGCUUGGUUUUUUGCUGGCGCCUCAUCAACUUAUACAUCCCCUGGUGAGUUCUGUGCUACAACGCGCCCCCAACCACAUAUUAUUAUUAGCCAGAUAAUGGGUAUCUGGUUCGGUAAAGAAAUCAUUUACCAUCGAGACGAACAGUUUUACAAAAGAACGGAAUUUUCCUGUCCCAUAAUCCACAUAUCUGAAGAUAAAGAACGCACCACCACUUACAAUCCUCUAUACGGAAAUUACGAUUACAAAACCAAUUACGGACCAGCUCACGGUUAUGACAAUAGCUACAAUUCCGGGUACGAAACGAACUACCGUUCGAGGUACGGGGUGAGCCAAAGGCCUCAAACCACCAUACCGAUGACCAGAACGGCCGAGCAACAGCUCAGACGGAGGAUUUACGAGCAAGCUGAGUACGAUCGACAGACGACCUACGGUAAUUACCCGAACACCAGGAGGAAGCAUCUGUUCGACUUGAACAGGCACUUGGGGGAAUUGCAGUAUUUGAGAGUAAUUUGGGACGAGAGCGGGGAAACCACCGAGUUCCACAUGAGAUUCAACAUCACUCAUCCGGGUUUCUGGAUGAGCUCGGGGCCUGAGGCUAGGGGGUCUUCUUUGGAUCCCAAAGUUGGUCACUUGGCUGGGACUAUUCAGGUUUUGAAAGCAGUCGGUGAUCACAUGGUACUGACUUUUUGCCACGUUCUGCCGGAGGUCGAAUUGUUCACUAUCAUUCUGUCGAGAGAAUUGAAGUUCGAUCACGUUGAAAUUCUCAAAGUGCACAAUAUGUUGAAUCGCAGGGGACUGAGAACGACUUCAGUGGCGAAAGUUUGUAGUGGCGGAAGCGUUAUGCAUUUUAGUAUUGUCGGUUUUAUUAUUUGUUUACUUAAAAUUUUAUUCAAUUUACAAUUCUACAGAUAAAUAUAACGGGGUCUAAGUACAACGAAUUUUAAUAGUAACGCUGCUUAAAAUUGUUUAGGUAGGUAAAAAUGGUGAAUGGUGAUGUAGCUUUUAAGGCUGAAUUGAUUAGGUAUAUUUAAUUUCUUAUUUUACGUUUAUUUUCUUAUUUAGAAAAAUACUAGAUAUUUAUUAUAGUAUGUUGUACUGUAUAAAUAAUUUUUAAGUGCUAAUAUGUUAUAUUUUUACGAUUCCCAAUGAGUAGGAUUAUACCUCGCUAAAAUAUUCCAAUAUUUUUAUUUAAUAUACGUAAAAUUUUAUUUCUAAUAACUUCAUCU
Phyllotreta striolata is the source of this 1296-nucleotide messenger RNA. Lineage: Eukaryota; Metazoa; Arthropoda; Insecta; Coleoptera; Chrysomelidae. The record is from the annotation of a GenBank genome assembly.